GGAAAUUUUACAGCUUAAGAGAAAAGAAGGAUAGAGCAGAAAGCUGAAAUCUAGGGUUUUAGGGCUGGAGAGCAAGAGACAUAGAAGAUGAAUUCAGUGACCAAAAGCAACAAUAAUCAUCAUCAGAUGAAGAAGAAGACCCAGAAGCCCGAAACAAAGUUCCGUAUGGACCUUGAUUUAUGUUCCCGAAACAAAGAUCUUUCCGCCGCUAUUUCUCUCUACAACUUCGCUCUUUCUAAUCCCACCACUAUUCAUCUCAAUCAGCACCACUUCAACUCUCUUCUCUACAUUUGUUCUAACUCUGUUUCUGACCCCACUGCUCUUGAUUAUGGGUCUCGUAUUUUCGACCAUAUGUUGUCGUCUAACGUUGUUCCUAAUGAAGCUACUAUCACUUCGGCUGCUCGAAUUGCGGCGGCCAAGGGGGAUGCUGAUUCUGCGUUUGAAUUGGUUAAGGGGAUGGGGAAAUAUGGUGGUGGGGUUGUUCCUAAGUUGAGGACUUAUGGGCCUGCGUUGUUUGCGUUUUGUGGGAGUUUGGAGGCGGAGAAGGCGUAUUUGGUGGAGGAGGAUAUGGUUGCGAAUGGGCUGGUUGCGGAGGAGGCGGAGUUGAUGGGGUUGUUGAGAGUGAGUGUGGAGUGUGGGAGGAGUGAUAGGGUUUAUGGGUAUUUGCAUAAGAUGAGGAGGGUGGUGAGGUGUGUGAGUGAGGAGGUUGUGGGGGUUUUGGAGAAGUGGUUUCGAGGGGGGGAUGUAGGGGGUUUGGAGGAAUGGGAUGCGGGGUUGGUUAAAGAUGCGGUUUUGAGGAAUGGGGGUGGGUGGCAUGGGUUGGGUUGGUUGGGGAAGGGGAGGUGGGAUGUGAGGAGAACAAAGGUUGGCUCGAGUGGGGUUUGUUGUUGUUGUGAUCGGGGUUUGGUUUGUGUUGAUAUUGGGGAGGAGGAGGCGGACAAGUUUGGGGAGUCUGUGGCUGCUUUAGCUAUGAAAAGGGAAGUGGAGGCUAAUUUUAGGGAUUUUCAGAAUUGGUUGGAUGGGCAUUGUGAGUAUGAGGCUAUAGUGGAUGCAGCAAAUAUUGGGCUUUUUCAGCAGAAUUUCGCGGAAGGUGGGUUUAGUAUGGCGCAAUUGGUUGCCGUUGUGAAGGAAUUGUAUAAGAGGAACAACAAAUGGCCGCUUAUUGUGUUGCAUAAGAAACGUGUUAAGUCACUCUAUGAGGAUGCUAGUAAUCGAGAGCUUCUUGAUGAGUGGAUGCAGAAAGGGGUGUUGUUUGGGACACCAUAUGGAUCAAAUGAUGAUUGGUACUGGCUAUAUGCUGCUGUGAAGCUUAAGUGUUUUCUUGUGACUAAUGAUGAGAUGAGAGACCAUAUUUUUGAGCUUAUAGGUAGUGAUUUCUUUGUGAAGUGGAAAGAAAGACAUCAAAUUCGGUAUAGUUUUGUUAAAGGGGCAGUUGACCUUCAUAUGCCCCCUCCAUAUUCUGUUUGCAUCCAAGAAUCGGAAAGUGGAGCAUGGCAUGUGCCCCUGGCAAGCGAAUGCAACAAUGAAUCGUCAAGAACUUGGCUUUGUAUUAGUAGGACUAUCGAGCAUAAAACUUCUGAUGAAGAUACCAAGUGUCUGGAAAGUUCAGAAAUAACAAGAAGUCACGAGUCAUUCAAUUCGUGCCAACCACUUAAUGAUGCUACAUUGAGUAAUGGUUUGGCGGGUCGUUCUGAUUCAUGUUCCAAUGCUGCUGUAACAGGUAAACGGAAAGAGAGGUCACCAUCACCCUCUAGGACUGGAUUGUAAACUUAGUAUUGCAAACCAUUUGUCAAGUGUUCGGUGGCAACUUAUUUUUCUUGUAGAUUGCCUACAUUAGCGAACCUUUCUUGCUUAUCUAUUUUCCAGUUUUGUCAAGUACUUUGUUUUGCACACUAUAUGGCUUUAUAAGUGAAAGGAUAACUUGGCAGUCUUUUAUUGAA
Molecule: messenger RNA, 1940 nt
Organism: Daucus carota subsp. sativus
Lineage: Eukaryota; Viridiplantae; Streptophyta; Magnoliopsida; Apiales; Apiaceae
Product: proteinaceous RNase P 2
Exons: 1
Coding region: 88-1767 (559 amino acids)
Biological process (GO): tRNA 5'-leader removal
Molecular function (GO): protein binding; ribonuclease P activity
Source: RefSeq, a predicted model, not a curated record